Molecule: messenger RNA, 867 nt
Organism: Eleginops maclovinus (Patagonian blennie)
Lineage: Eukaryota; Metazoa; Chordata; Actinopteri; Perciformes; Eleginopidae
Product: zinc finger protein 239-like
Exons: 3
Coding region: 67-867 (266 amino acids)
Biological process (GO): regulation of transcription by RNA polymerase II
Cellular component (GO): nucleus
Molecular function (GO): DNA-binding transcription factor activity, RNA polymerase II-specific; RNA polymerase II cis-regulatory region sequence-specific DNA binding
Source: RefSeq, a predicted model, not a curated record
ACCGGACCCACGCGGGGACAUCCAUCAACCUACCGAAGUUAUUGAAACUACUGUGACACCUCGACGAUGGCUGAACAUCAAGUAGGAGUAGGAGAUAACCGAAUGAGUUCAUCAGCAGAGAAAGAGACCUGCAAAAACCCAGAUAGACUUUAUGAUGAGGGUGAGGAGAGUAUCAUCGGAGAACAGCUGGAGCAACAUCAGUCCACCCACACUGGAGAAAAGCCUUACAUCUGGAACCAGUGUGAGAAGAGUUUCUUAUAUUUUAGAUAUUUGAAACUCCACCAGCGAACCCACACUGGAGUAGAACCCUACUCCUGUGACUGUGACCAGUGUGAGAAACGCUUUAGCCAGUCAGGCUCAUUGAAGAUCCACCAGCGAACCCACACUGGAGAAAAACCUUACUCCUGUGACCUCUGUGAGAAAAGUUUCAGGAUUUCAACCUAUUUGAAGCGCCACAAACGUACCCACACUGGAGAAAAACCUUACUCCUGUGAUUGUGACCAGUGUGGGAAGCGCUUUAGCCAGUCAAGCUCAUUGAAGAUCCACCAGCGAACCCACACUGGAGAAAGACCCUACUCCUGUGACCAGUGUGGGAAGAGCUUUAGCCAGCUAAGCCAUUGGAAGGUCCACCAGCGAACCCACACUGGAGAAAGACCCUACUCCUGUGACCUCUGUGAGAAAAGUUUCAGGACUUCAAGAGAUUUGAAGCGCCACAAACAAACCCACACUGGAGAAAAACCCUACUCCUGUGACCAGUGUGGGAAGAGCUUUAGCCGGUCAGACUCAUUGAAGGUCCACCAGCGAACCCACACUGGAGAAAAGCCUUUCACCUGGGACCAGUGUGAGAAGAGCUUCAUCUGUGAAUAG